AUGUCGGCUCGCAACAAGCUUGCAGACUUAGCCUCCCGAGCCCGCCCCAGACACCAGAACCGUGCGCGCGACAGCGGAGCCGACCAGGACGCCCACUUCGGCCAACGCUCGCCUUCUCCAGGAUCUUCCAACGACCACUUUUCCGGUUCCUACGAUCACUCUCGUCCCAUGCAAGAGGUCCAAUACCAAGAUGCUCUGCUAGUGCCACCCAACCUUCCUUUCUCGGAGGUGACGGGUGGUCAGUACAGCGAUGGCGGCUCGAGUCGUGACAUGUCGUACACCGAUCUCGCCGCACUUCGCGCUAGAAACAAGGACAGUCGCCCCGCAUCGCUAUCUCUGUCGAUCAACUACGUUCCCACCAAGUUUUCAAAGCUCCACGCCCCCGGCGAUUACGCGCACCGCCGCGCCAAGCAAGGAGGCGGUCGUGACGCGUUCGCUGCUGGCGCCGCCCGCAUGGGUGAGCCCGGCCUCGUCGACGAUGACGAAGGCCUCGUCUUCCAGGUCGGCAAAGGCGGUCUCAAGGCCAAGCACAAGCCAAAGCUGCGUUGGAACCGCUUCAAGUGGAUACUCUUUUGCGCCAACUGUGUGCUCUUCGUCUACGGUAUGGCUGGCCUCAUCUGCUCUAUUCUCGUCUGGAUCAACGUCUUCUUCCGCUCUGACAUUCUGCGCGUUGGUAACCGCGACGAGCUGAUACUCUCGACCAUUGCUGGCGCGCUCAUCGUCUUCACCUCACUCCUCGGCUUCUCUGGCAUCUUCCUCAACAACCGCCCCUUCCUCGCCGUAUACGUGGUUCUGCUGUGGGUGUGCUUAGGCUUCAUGGUCGCGCCAGGCUACAUCACGUACAAGCGCAAGACUUUCAACCUUGAAGGCAAGAUCAACCAGCAGUGGUCGCGUAGGCUCGGCACGAUCGGCCGCCUCCGCGUCCAGGACGCCCUCAAGUGCUGCGGCUACUUCUCGCCCUCUGUUGAGGCGACCAUCUCUCCACUCUGCUACCCCCGCUCAGUCGAGGACGGGUGCAAGAACCGCUACCUCAAGCUCGAGCGCGUGAUCCUGAGAACCUGGUACACCGUCUCGUUUUCCCUUGUUCCUCCACACAUCCUAAUCAUCCUCGCCGGCCUUCUGUGCUCCAACCACGUCACGUACCGCUUCGGCAAGGGUCUUACGCCCAAGCGCUACCGCCUCGACAUGGACUCGAUGGCGGUCAUUAUGAACGAUUACGCCACCCAGAUCGCGGCACAGUACGGUCCCGAGGUCGCGAACGAGGCUGUCACCCGUUCGUCGUUGCACCUCGACUCGCGUCCCGGCUCUAGAGCUGGCUCGCGUGCUGGAUCGCGCAGAAACUCUCUGUCUAGCUCGGCUCAUGGCCACGGUACGCCCAACUACCGCUCGCCUUCGCGGACGCAGAACUACACCUCGCCCUUUGAUGACAGCCGUGCCGGCGUCUCGGGGCGGUCAGAUCAGACGCACUACACGGACAUGGACGAAGACUCGCAGGGUCACGGGUACGCCUCGAACCAAGGCCACUCGUACGACAGUCCGCAGAACCAAGGGUACACUCGCGCGCAGCCCGGUUGGGCCCAGUGA
Molecule: messenger RNA, 1584 nt
Organism: Cutaneotrichosporon cavernicola
Lineage: Eukaryota; Fungi; Basidiomycota; Tremellomycetes; Trichosporonales; Trichosporonaceae
Exons: 3
Coding region: 1-1584 (527 amino acids)
Cellular component (GO): membrane
Source: RefSeq, a predicted model, not a curated record